Papilio polytes (common Mormon) is the source of this 5260-nucleotide messenger RNA. RefSeq names its product ATP-binding cassette sub-family A member 3-like. Gene Ontology annotation, molecular function: ABC-type transporter activity; ATP binding; lipid carrier activity. Gene Ontology annotation, biological process: transmembrane transport; lipid transport. The coding region runs from base 213 to 4889 and encodes 1558 amino acids. Gene Ontology annotation, cellular component: membrane; intracellular membrane-bounded organelle. Lineage: Eukaryota; Metazoa; Arthropoda; Insecta; Lepidoptera; Papilionidae. The transcript has 31 exons. The record is from RefSeq and is a predicted model, not a curated record.
UAUUUUGACGUCUUGUAUUUUACUUAAACAAAAAAUAUAUUAUUUAUCCUAAGAGUACAUCAAAAUUUUCAAAGUAUUUAUAAAUACAGUUUUACAAAUUAUCUAGUGAUCCGACUCGAAGGACCUACUAUUUGAAUAAAAAAUUGAAUUAAAUUUGCCUCGAACAAACGAUCCAGUGAUAUCAUUGCAAAGUCAGAAGACCAUAUGUUAGGAUGAAAGCAAGUCUGGCGAUGCAGGCGAGCGCCUGGACGAAGUUUAAGCUGCUCAUGUGGAAGAACUUCAUGCACCAAUGGCGACACAAGAAACAGACCCUCAUAGAGUUAGUUUUGCCGGUCGCCACGAUGGCGCUGGUGUUGAUACUACGCCAACAGAUAGAACCAGUGGUACAAGACACCAAAAUAUAUCCGCCGAUUAGAGCGCAUACGCUUAAUUAUUCUUUACCAGUAUUGAUCGGAAUGAACAUUACCCAGUUAUCAUUCGCGUAUUCACCGGAGAACCCCAUGUUAGACGAUGUUGUAAGGAGCGCUGUGGUCAAUUUGUUAAUAUUAAACAUAAGAGAUUUAUUACCGACUCUUUUCCCGGACCUUGCCGACGUCGAGUUACGGCCAAAAAACUUAAACAGGACAGUUAUUUUUGAAUUGCUCAAGAUAUUUGUAAAAGUCAAAGCUUACAAUAGUAGUGCAGAAUUAGAAGGAAUUUAUGGACAAGAGGAGGAAACGCAAAAAGUAUUAGCUGCGAUAGAGUUUGAUGACAAUCUGAAAGAUGCAACUGAAUUGCCAAUAAAUAUAUCGUACGCGUUACGAUUUCCCGAAAGGCCUCGACUGAAUUCAUUCUACCUACAAGGAGGUCGUACAUGGCGGACAGAUGCCAUUUUCCCGGUCUUUGAAUUACCGGGACCAAGAUUUCCUUAUUCUUGGGAAGGAGGCAAUGAUCCUGGAUACGUAAAUGAAAUUUUCAUAGCACUGCAACAUGCUGUAUCGAUGGAACUCAUUUCAAGAAUGACCGGGAAUAAUCUACGUCGGUUCACAGUAAAUUUACAAAGAUACCCACAUCCGCCAUACGUCGAGGAUCUAGUUAUAGAAGCUAUGCAAUUAUUAUUUCCAAUGUUCGUUAUACUAAGCUUCAGCUACACAGCUGUGAACCUUGUCAGAGCGGUUACGGUGGAAAAAGAACUACAGUUAAAAGAAUCGAUGAAAAUAAUGGGUUUGCCAACUUGGUUACAUUGGACGGCGUGGUUUUGCAAACAAUUUCUUUAUUUAUUAUUUUCUACGGUACUCAUAGUCGUGCUAUUAAAGGUAAAUUGGUUUACAAAUGAGCAAGGAUUCAAUGAUUACGCCGUGUUUACCCAUACUCCUUGGACUGUUUUGUUCUUCUUCAUAACCUUAUAUUUAAGUUGCAUGAUAUUUUUCUGCUUCAUGAUUAGUGGCAUGUUUUCUAGAGGAAGCUCGGCGGCUUUGUUUGCUGGUGUACUUUGGUUCCUGAGCUACGUUCCUGCUGUUCUCCUAAGUCUAGAUUUUGAAGUGUCAACAGCAGUUCAAGUGUUAACAUGCUUUAGUAUUAACACAGCCAUGUCUUACGGAUUUCAAUUGAUGUUGGCGAAAGAAAGUACUGGCGGCAUCCAAUGGGGUCAAUUCAUGGCUUCAAACGCGGUGGAUUCUUCGCGCUUCGUGUUCGGGCACGUUGUUAUCAUGUUGCUGGUCGACUGCUUGCUCUACAUGUUGAUUGCUCUGUACCUUGAGAAAAUAUUACCCGGCCAGUACGGCGUCGCGCAGCCGUGGUACUUCCCCUUCAUGCGGGACUUCUGGUGCCCCCAGCGGAAGUUAGUACCUGACGAUCAUAUCGAUGAAGAUAGUACUAUAAUAAAAGAAAAAGAUCCGCUUGGUCACGAAAUCGGAGUGAAAAUAACUAAUUUAACAAAGGUGUACGGCAACAAUAUAGCAGUAAAUAACUUAAAUUUGAACAUAUACCAAGACCAGAUUACAGUACUGUUAGGGCAUAAUGGCGCGGGGAAAUCCACCACAAUAUCUAUGAUGACCGGUAACGUAGAGGUGACGCGCGGUACAGUAUGGGUGGCGGGUUACGAUGUACGCAAGCACUUGAAUGAAGCCCGCGCUAACCUCGGCUUGUGUCCGCAACACAACGUGCUGUUCAACGAGCUCACCGUCAAAGAACACCUACAGUUCUACGCCCGUCUUAAAGGAUACACGGGGCAACAGGUCCAUGACGAAGUGGAAAUGCUUAUAAGCAAUUUGGAAAUGCAAGAUAAAUGUAACUACCAGGCGGGCGGGUUGUCGGGCGGUCAGAAGCGGCGGCUGUGCGUGGGUAUCGCACUUAGCGGCGGCGCCAGCGUGGUGCUACUCGACGAGCCCACCUCCGGUAUGGAUCCCGCUUCGCGUCGAGCGCUAUGGGAUUUAUUGCAGAAAAUGAAGAAAGGUCGUUCAAUGAUUCUGACGACGCAUUUCAUGGACGAGGCUGACAUCCUGGGCGACCGCGUGGCGAUCAUGUCGAGCGGCCGGCUGCAGUGCGUCGGCUCCCCGUACUUCCUCAAGCAGCACUACGGCGUCGGGUAUACGCUGGUCGUCGUCAAAAAAGACGAUUUCUCACCAGAAAUGUGCACGGAUAUUAUCAACAAAUAUAUACCGAAUACGUCGAUAAAAGAAGACCGUGGUACGGAAGUAACAUACGCUUUAACAAAUAAUUACUCGUAUUUAUUCGAGGAUAUGCUGAACGACCUAGAGAGCAACAUUGAGAAAAUACAGUUCAAGAAUUACGGAUUGGUUGCUACCACAUUGGAAGAUGUCUUCAUGUCUGUGGGGUCUGACGUAGAGCUUCAAUCAGAUAUGGACGACACUGCGACCGUGUGCACCUCGACUAGUGGCAUUGAAGAUAUUCUGAGGUACGAGUGGGGGACGGCUUCUACGGACCAAUUGGAUAAACAAGAGGAGAACUUGAGCGGUCACCGGCUGACGUGGCUGCACGUGGUGGGUGUGUGGCAGAAGCUGUGGAUCGACGAUUAUUACAUGGAACAAAUGGAAAAUUCACUAACCCGAGGCUACAUCCGCAAUCGUAUGCUGAUCGGCGCAUCAUUCACCGACGACUCGGCCACAGCGUGGUUCAGCAACUUCGGCUACCACGACGUGGCCACCUCGCUCGCCACUGUGCACUCCGCCAUGCUGAAGGCGUGGAAUGCCACCGCCAAUAUCAAUGUCUUCAAUCAUCCUCUUAGAGCUGUCUACAGAGAUCAAGGAAACUUACAAUUAAUGAUAACUCUAUUAUCGAUGCAAGUUGCUAGCAGUGUCGGUAACAGCUUGGGAAUAAUAAGUGCUGCUUUCGUUAUGUUCUACGUUAAGGAGCGCGUAUUGCGCGCCAAGCUGCUGCAGAAGGCGGCCGGCGUGCGGCCCGCAGUGCUGUGGGGCGCUGCCGCGGUCUUCGACUGGUUCUGGUACCUUCUCAUAGCCGUCACCAUUAUCAUCUCCUGCGCCGCUUUCAAUGUCAUCGGACUCUCUACUACUACGGAAUUAGGACGUUUAUACUUCUGUUUGAUGAUCUACGGUGCGGCCAUGUUGCCGAUGCAUUAUCUUCUUUCGCACGUGUUUUCUGGACCAGCGCUGGGUUUCGUGAUUAUGUUCUUUGUAAAUGUGUUAUUCGGAAUGAUGGGAUCUCAGAUUGUUCAAGCGUUGGCCUCACCACAGCUAGACACGAAAGAAGUGGCUGAUAUUAUGGAUAAAGUUUUACAAUUUUUCCCCUUGUAUAGUCUUGUCACGUCCGUCAGGAGUUUGAAUCAAAUAGGUCUGACGGAGUACACUUGUAUGCAGAGCUGCGACUACUUGGCCGCCGUUUUGCCAAAUAUGAGAGAAUGCACGAUGGAGAUUCUGUGCGAAUCCUUCUCUGAAUCAUGUUGCGUUCGUGAACAUCCGUACUUCGAAUGGGAGGAGCCGGGAAUACUGCGGUACCUCGUGUUUAUGUUAAUCUCCGGUAUUGUCUUUUGGAUUCUGCUAAUGACUAUUGAAUACAAAUUAAUACAAAAGGUAAAAUACUACGGGAAACAUCUGGCUGUGGAUCAAGUUUCCUUUAGCGUAAGUGACGGUGAAUGUUUCGGGCUGCUCGGUGUGAACGGCGCGGGCAAGACCAGUACGUUCAAAAUGUUGAUGGGCGAUGAGGCCAUCUCUAGCGGCGAAGCUUAUGUUAGCGGGUAUUCCGUUAAGAAAGACAUCACUAAAGUCUACGAGAAUAUUGGUUACUGUCCCCAGUUUGACGCAGUAUUUGGAGAGCUGACAGGUCGAGAAACAUUGCUGUUGUUCUCUCUGUUCCGCGGCUUACCCUACAAGAACUCUGACGUACGAGCAGAGUUGCUUGCGGCUUCGCUCGGCUUUACUAAACAUUUAGAUAAGAGGGUAAGAACUAAGCAUGAUACUAAACGGCGCGCGGUGCAGGCAGCGCGGCGCGCGGGCCGUGGCGUACUGCUCACCUCGCACAGCAUGGAGGAGUGCGAGGCGCUCUGCUCCAGGCUCACUAUUAUGGUCAACGGCCGCUUCAAAUGCCUCGGCACGCCCCAACAUCUCAAGAAUAAGUUCUCUGAAGGCUUCACUCUGACGAUUAAAAUGAAAAUGGAUGAAGAUGGAACACCAAAUGAGAACACUGUUGUAUCCGUGAAGAACUUUAUCAAUUGUAAUUUCACCAACCCAAAACUCAUGGAAGAGUAUCAAGGUCUACUGACGUACUACUUACCGGACAGAAGCAUGGCGUGGUCUAGAAUGUUCGGUGUCAUCGAGCGCGCCAGGCGAGAGCUGGAGGUAGAAGACUACAGCAUAUCGCAGACCACGCUCGAACAAAUAUUCCUGCAGUUCACUAAAUACCAAAGAGAAGGUAUUCAGCAAAGUUCCUUGUAAAUACCGUGUGAAGGUUUGACUGCCAUACUAAUCUCGUGUUAGGUCGUUAUAGAGAUCGUCGAUAACUUGGUCGUUAUAGAGAAUUCGGGAAUUUAUCGUAUACGGAUAAAUGACUAAUGAAAAUGAUUGGUCGACGUAAGCAAAAGUAAGGAAUAUCUCGCCCAACGAGUGCGUAAACGACCAAAGAAACUGCACCUUUAGCAGUCUGCUCACUGAAUUGUGUCGUAUGUUUCAUAUAGUUUUAUGUUAUUGUGAGUUUCCACCGCUAGAAAACAUGUUUUUAUGUCAGUUUUUACAAUGAGAGUGAAAGGGUGGACAAUAUGAGCUAUAAUAAUGUUUCCUAGAUGCAGUAGAAAUCCCUGGUUACUUCG